AUGUCUGAUGUAAAUUCGAUGACAAAUUCUUCUGCUGCAAGUGAAAUUUUGGAGCGAUUAGAUGCAGAAAUCAUUUUAAUAAAACAAGGAAAAAAUAUAAACGAUGGUUUGAUUGUUAUUAGAAAUAUAACACAAGAAAUUUUUGAUUAUCAUAAUAAGAUGUUUGAAUUAAAAGAACAUGAGAUAACCAUUCAUAAAUCACUCACAUAUGAAUAUUAUCAAGAAGCACAGUUUUUUAGAUAUUAUCUUUAUAAAGACUUAAUGGAAACAAUUAUAUGGUGGUAUAUUAUUCUUUUAGAUAAAGUUGUUGAUUAUGUUUUAAAUAUUAAAAUAGUAAAAAAAAUUGUCGAAGAAAUCAAAAAAAAAAUAUCUGGCUGGGUUUUGCAUAUUAUUCAAACACAAGAUAAUUCCCGUAGCAAAGGCGUUUUUAGAUCUUAUUUUGAUGUCUACGAAGAUUCUGGUUCUGGUGAAAAAAUAGUUAUAGAAGUUUCUGGAGAUGAUAAUGUAAGAAAAAAAAUUAUUUCUUAUCUUAGAAGUGGCAAAAUCGAUUAUAAUUAUCAAAUUGAGUCAAAUUUUUUCACAUCUGAAAAAAUUAAACAUAAUGAAAUAAUUCAUAUUUGGGAAGAAUAUGGUAAUGAAGAUAAUAAGUUAAAAUUUAAACUUAUGAAAUCAUCAAAAAAAAAUGGUGAAGAUGUUAAUUAUGGUUCGUUAAAAGGGAGGGUUGUUCUUAAAAGUACUGAUAAUGAAGCGAUUGAAAAAAUUAAAGGACAUCCUGAAGAAUUAGCAGCGGCAAUUUUUUCAAAAUCUCAUA
Molecule: messenger RNA, 811 nt
Organism: Racocetra persica
Lineage: Eukaryota; Fungi; Glomeromycota; Glomeromycetes; Diversisporales; Gigasporaceae
Source: the annotation of a GenBank genome assembly